Messenger RNA from Siniperca chuatsi (mandarin fish), 3709 nucleotides. Its product is annotated as microfibril-associated glycoprotein 4-like. The record is from RefSeq and is a predicted model, not a curated record. Bases 2058 to 2843 code for a protein of 261 amino acids. Gene Ontology annotation, biological process: elastic fiber assembly. The transcript has 5 exons. Lineage: Eukaryota; Metazoa; Chordata; Actinopteri; Centrarchiformes; Sinipercidae.
GGUGUGAACGCUUUUCUUACCGAAUAACCACACACUGCCUUUUCUUUGCAAUUCACUCAAGUUGAUAAAAGAAUGAUGGUAUGUAAUUUAACAACAUGGGAGCCAAUGGUACAUUGUAUGCGCUUGAACAGAGGUCUGUGUUUUUGUGUUUAUGUGUAGGUUUGGGGAGAAACCACUCUGACUUUCAGCGCCAAAAGGACCAAUUUACAGUCUGAUUCUCUUGGCCAAAAAAAGUCUCUCAUUAUACAAUAAUUCAUACCUCAUAAAGUAUACUUUACUGACCAACUUUACUCAAGAGGUUUUAAUAUUACGCAUUUUACAUGUUUAGUGAAAACAUUUCAAGACCUAAACCUUGUUUAAAAAACUGUAAGUGCAACUUCUUCAAAACUAUAAAUGCAAAGCUUAUUUAGAAGUGCAUGGAGAGGAGCUUCUCCUUGUGGAAAUUGUUCAUAACUGAGAUAAUAACAGUAAUAAGAACUGAAACAAUACUUUUGCAUUACAUGUAUUUUUUACCCAGAUAUAGUUUAGAGCUGAAACAGUUCAUCGAUUAAUUGACUGAUUGAUCAACAGCAGAUUAAAUAGGCAACAAUUCUGCCGAUAGUUUGUCCUUAUUCAAGCAACACUCUCUGGAUCCAGCUUCUCAAAAGUGAUGAUUUGCUGCUUUUCUGAAUACUUUGAGGGGGGGCAAUGCUUUCUGUUAAAUGCCAUUUAGUAUAAAGCAAAGAAUUCACAUUCUGGCAUCAUUUGUGGGAUCAGAUGAUACAUUGUUUGUCCAAACAUUUCACACACAUUUUCUUCCCUUUGACUCUGUCACAAUUGCAUCGACUUGUAUGACAUUCUCCUGAUGAUUUGCUGCUUUUCCCCUUGAAUACUUUUUGGUUUUGGACGUUUGGUCAGACAAAGUAGGACAUUUGACGACGCGACCUUGGGAUUCUGGGAAUGUGUGUUCUGCAUUUUUCACUAUUUUCUGACAUUUUAUAGAUUAAACGAUUAGUUGAAAGAAAAUUUAUAGAUUAAUCGAUAAUGAUAAUAAUUGUUAGUCGAAGCCCUAUUGUAGUUGUAUGGUUAUUGCUCACUAUGCUGCAGUGAAAAUGCAUUACUGUUAUCAAGAAAAUACAUUUUUCAAUCAUCGUCAUAUUUUGCUUUUUAGUGGAUGUUAAAUUUAGUUUGUGACAACUAUUAACAGAUAAGUAAGCCAUGUUUUCCUGUCUCACCAGCUUCUCAAAAGAGCCCUCCACAGGUUAGUUGUUAGCCUCAAUCGGAGCUGCUUGGCUAGUGAUGCCCUCCUCUUCCCACCACCGCAGAUUGUAGCCUCUAAUUCCGACAGAAAUUUACUCACAGGACAUCAUUUGAGCAUUUCUCAGACUUUGCAAAGCUCCCUCUUGAGCCAUGGAAGACUUUUUAUAACUGUUUUUGCAUAUGCUACGCUACACUCCAAUACCAGUAAAGGGACUUUUAUGUGUAAAAUCUGCAAAAUUCCUCAUUUAAAACUACUUUCAGACAGUGUUAGAAGGGAUUUUAUAAUCACUCAAAGAUCAUCAAAUUGCAUUCCUGCCACUUUCUUCUUUGAAAUGAGAAAGGACAAAGUGGUAAGGUAGUAAUCCUUUUAACAUAGUGUGAGUAAGUCUACUACAGGACAUGAUCACUUAUUACCAGAAAGUCUAAAAAUAGGAAAAGGACAGAUCUAUUCAUCGCCACCUGAACACCAAGUAUGAACACUGGACUAUCAAAUACAGCGGCACCACAGCCUGACUCGUGACUGUAACAGAUAACAGGGUCAAUGCCGGCAACAACCGCUUGUCCUGUUAAAGUCUCCUUGAGCUUGACACUGAAUACCCAUCUAAUCACUUAAUGUCUGUCAAUCUUGCUAGUAGGACAUGAUACAUAAAGAUACAUUCACUACUGCGUUUAGCGACUUAACACUCAUGCAUUCAUGAAAUCAGCUGCAGAACAACCUUUCAGUAAGAACAUUCAAACAAAUGCUAUUUAAAGCGGACUAACACAGGCUUACUUGUCUUGAUAUGAAAAUGUAUUAAGCUAAAGGUGACAGUGAAAUAAUGCAGGUGUUGUAUAUGCAUUUUUGUUUACGAACCUUAUUUUUGACAGAAAUAUCUUGUUUUUUCUCUUUACUACAGCUCAGAGUUAUGCUAGCAGUGCUGCUGCCAGUGGCAGCUUAUCAGUCCCCUCUACCCAUUGACUGUAGUGACAUCUACAGAGCUGGCUCAGGCCUGGACGGAGUGUACACCAUCUACCCAGCAGGCCCCACCUCUCCUGUGCAGGUUUACUGUGACAUGAACAAGGAUGACGAUUCUACAGAAAAGUGGACGGUCAUUCAGAGAAGACAAGAUGGCACAGUGAACUUCUACAUGAAGUGGGAUCACUACAAAAUUGGAUUUGGCAGCGCUGCUGGAGAAUACUGGCUGGGCCUGGAGACAAUGCACCUUCUGACCCAGGCCAAAAACUACGAGCUGAGGGUGGACAUGGAAGACUUUGAGGGCCAGAGGGUUUAUGCCCAGUAUUCUUCCUUCUCCGUUGGUCCAGAGACAGAGGGAUACAAGCUAAACCUGGGAAGUUUCACCAAGGGAGCAGCAGGGGAUUCUCUAACUGUUCACAAUGGACAGAAAUUCACCACCACUGACAAAGAUCAAGAUACUCAUGCUUCAAACUGCGCCAGGCUGUGUUUUGGAGGAUUCUGGUACGCAGGUUGCUUUGGGGCUAACCCUAACGGGAUCUACACCUGGGGAUCUUCACCCCGUAUAGCUGGUGUACACUGGAAUGCUUUCAAAGGGCUUGAAUACUCCCUAAAAACCAUGAUAAUGAAGAUCAGACCGGUUGCUGCAUAAAAAUGGAACUGGAUCAAUUUCAGUAAUGCCAAAAGUCACUGCGCUCAGCCUUGUUUAACUGAUCUAUCACAACCAGCAGAAUUAGCAAUGUCCAAAUAGAAUCAAAUAGAAGCAUUGCUUCUAUUUCACACUCAAAACUAAGUAGAGUUUUCAAAAUAACACAAUUUUUCUUUUGUAUUGCCUUCCUGGGUCUGUAGGCUCGAUGAUGAUUAUAGUUUAACCUCUUUUAGGCAGGUAGGUGGUUUAGCUCUGAAAGAAAGGCAGAGGAAUGUGUCUCUUUUGUCAUUGCAAGUAGGAAGGAGGCUCCACAGCAUCAGAGUUAACCAUGAGAUACAGACAUUCACAUCUCUACCCCACACACAGACACACACACCAGUUUAAUGGUCCGUCUUUAGUGUUUUAUGACAUCUGUGAGGGGAGGGAGACAGGAUACGAGAGAGAGGGGUUGCCAUGGCAACUGAAGCUCCUAAAUUUGCAGCAUUGCCCUGGGUUCAUUGAAUGUUGUGAAAUGGAUAGAACCAUCUGAUGAACUAUAAUCACUGACAUUUGGAUUAACCUGUACAGUACGAAUGUGAUGGGAUUGGCACCAACGGCACAUCUGGGCCUUCUGGAUACAGAUGCCAGUGAGGGUCCUCUUUCAACCAAACAUUAGAGACAACAUUGUUACUGGAAUAGUUGCGUAGGUUCUUUAGAAAUCGGCUGGUUCGUGAGUAGGGUUGGGUAUUACAUUUCAAUAUGUUUUUGAUACCAGCUAAAAUAUGUCCAUAGCACAGCAAGCCAAAAACUGUCAAGCACUGAAAUCUGGCAUUGAAUGUCUGGUCACAUUCUUAGUGUUGUUCCUAAUUAAAAUAAACAUUUACAUUUUA